CCUAAUACAAAUUGAUGACGGACUUUGCGUGCCCUUGCAAUUGAUAAUAAAUAAACAAAAUAAUAAAGAAUAAUAAAAAUAAAUAAUAUAAAAUGUUAAAAAGUUAAAAACAUUGCCACUUCUCUUGUUGAAUGUAAUCUCAUCUUAAAAUGAUAACAAAAUAUCUUGCAAGUACUGUCAAAUGUAUCUUUUUUUUUCUUCUUUUUUUUUCAUAUAUUUUUUUGUUAUAUCAUCAGUCAACGCUGGUUGAUCAUUACAAUCACCUCGUCAUUGAAUAAUACACUAAAAUCAUGUACGGAAUAUAUUUUUUAAAAUACUCAGGAUUACGUAUUUCUAUUGCUUCGAGAUUUGCUUCAACGAAAAAUGGAUUUUGGCAGCCAAAAAAUCAACCAAGUACAGAAUUACGUAGACAAAUACAAACAUCAGACAAACCACGUCGUGCAACAUUUACUGAUCGUAGUCAGCUUAAAUAUGCAAGAAGAUUAGUUGUUAAAUUGGGAAGUGCUGUUAUAACACGUGAAGAUGAACAUGGUUUAGCAUUAGGUCGUUUAGCUUCAAUUGUUGAACAAGUUGCUGAACGUCAAAUUGAAGGACGUGAAUGUAUUAUGGUUACCAGUGGUGCAGUUGCAUUUGGUAAACAAAAACUAACUCAAGAAUUAUUAAUGUCUCUUUCCAUGCGUGAAACACUAAGUACAACUGAUCAUACACGUGAACAUGUAGUAACACUAUUGGAACCUCGUGCAGCAGCAGCAGUUGGACAAUCUGGUUUAAUGUCACUUUAUGAUGCAAUGUUUGCCCAGUAUGGUGUUAAAAUUGCUCAGGUACUCGUGACAAAACCAGAUUUUUAUAAUGAAGAAACACGUAAAAAUUUAUUUAGUACAUUGAGUGAAUUAAUUAGUUUAAAUAUUGUACCAAUAAUAAAUACAAAUGAUGCUGUAUCACCACCACCACAAGCUGAUGAAGAAGUUGCUGGUGGUGGUGGUCGUCGUGGUAUAUCAAUAAAAGAUAAUGAUUCAUUAGCAGCAAUGUUAGCUGCUGAAGUACAAGCUGAUUUAUUAAUAUUAAUGUCUGAUGUUGAUGGUAUUUAUAAUUUACCACCAUGGCAAGAUGGUGCUAAAAUGCUACAUACAUUUACUUCUGAUUUACGUGGUACAAUUAAAUUUGGACAAAAAUCAAAAGUUGGAACUGGUGGAAUGGAUUCAAAAGUUAAUGCUGCAUUAUGGGCACUUGAUCGUGGUGUAUCUGUUGUUAUUUGUAAUGGUACACAAGAAAAAGCCAUUAAAAGUAUUAUGGAAGGAAGAAAAAUUGGUACAUUUUUUACUGAAACAACAAAUCCAUCAGUACCAAUUGAUUUAAUUGCUGAAAAUGCACGUAUUGGAUCAAGACAAUUACAAGCACUAACACCACAACAACGUGCAUCAUGUAUUAUAACAUUAGCUGAUUUAUUACAAACAAGAAAAACUGAAAUACUUGAUGCUAAUCGUAAAGACAUUGAAGAAGCUGAAAAAAGUGGUUUAUCAAAACCAUUAUUAUCAAGAUUAUCAUUAACAUCAUCAAAGCUAAAAUCACUUAGUAUUGGUUUACGUCAAAUUGCUGAAUCAUCAUUAAAUAAUGUUGGAAGAAUAUUAAGACGUACUAAAAUAUCAGAUGGUUUAGAAUUAAAACAAAUAACAGUACCAAUUGGUGUUUUGUUAGUUAUAUUUGAAUCAAGACCAGAUAGUUUACCACAAGUUGCUGCAUUAGCAAUAUCAAGUGCAAAUGGUUUAUUAUUAAAAGGUGGAAAAGAAGCAAUGCAUAGUAAUAAAUGUCUUAUGAAUAUUGUUGAUGAAGCAUUAAUAACAGUUAAUGCUAAAAAUUCAAUAUCACUUGUAUCAACACGUGAAGAAAUUAGUGAUUUAUUAUCAAUGGAUCAACAUAUUGAUCUUAUUAUACCAAGAGGUAGCUCAGAACUUGUUAGAACAAUACAAGAACAAUCAAAACACAUACCAGUAUUAGGACAUGCUGAAGGUAUUUGUCAUGUUUAUAUUGAUAAAGAUGCUGAUUUAGAUAAAGCUAUGAGAAUAAUUAAAGAUUCAAAGUGUGAUUAUCCAGCUGCAUGUAAUGCCAUGGAAACAUUAUUACUUCAUGAAUGUCAUUUGAAAAAUUCAUUUUUUACUGAUGUAUGUAGUAUGCUACAAAAACAAGGUGUUAAAAUUAAUUCUGGACCAAAGCUAAGAGAACAAUUGACAUUUGGACCACCACCAGCAAAAAGUAUGAAAAUUGAAUAUGGAUCACUUGAAUGUACAAUUGAAGUUGUUGAUGAUCUAGAUGAAGCUAUUAAUCAUAUUCAUAAAUACGGAAGUUCUCAUACAGAUGUUAUUGUAACUGAUAAUGAAAAAACAUCAAAUUAUUUUAAACGUGAAGUUGAUAGUGCAUGUGUUUUUUCAAAUGCAAGCUCACGUUUUGCUGAUGGUUAUCGAUUUGGUUUAGGUGCUGAGGUUGGUAUAUCAACUGCACGUAUUCAUGCACGUGGACCAGUUGGAGUUGACGGACUUUUAACUACCAAGUGGGUGCUUCAUGGUGAAGGGCAUACAGUUGAAGAUUUUAUUGAAGGAGGUCCAAGAACUUACGAGCAUCAAUCGCUUUCAAUCGAUUGAAUUUUUAAAAAAAUUAUCCAACUACUUGUAGAAUUAUUUGAAUCAAAAAAAAACCUAUUUAUCAUGAUUUUUAAAUUUUUUUUUAUCAAAAAAAAAAACAAGUAAAUAAUACCUGUGAUUUUAUAGACAUUUUUAUGUGUGUAUAUAUUUUUUUGUGCUAAAAAAAAAAAGUUGUAUUAUUAUUUGUUGAAAUUGUAAUUUACUUUAUCAUUUAAUAUAUUAUUUUUUAAGUGAUAAAUCACAAGGUAAAAAAAUUAUUAAUAAAGUUUUAUUGCCAGCUUAAAAAACAUGAGGAAAAAAAAAUAAAAAAAAAAAAUUGAAAUUUACACAAAAUAAAAUUAAGAGAAAAAAAAAAAAAAGAGUUUCAUAAAGUUUUACAACGUUUUAUAUCAAGUGUAAAAAUAUGUUGCAACUUAUAAAAAAAAAUCAAAUUUACUAUUUGGUGAUAUAAUAUAAAAUUCAAAUAUGAUUCAAUAAAAUAAAAAUUGUUGAUUUUGAAACUUUAAAACUUAUAUAUUAUUUUUUUCACUUGAUAAAUUUCAAGUAUUUUUUUCUGAAAGUAUAAACUAGAUUAUUGCUGAUUUAUCAUUGUCAGUUAAAAAAAAUAAAUAUAUACUUUGUAAAA
Aphidius gifuensis is the source of this 3261-nucleotide messenger RNA. RefSeq names its product delta-1-pyrroline-5-carboxylate synthase (gene P5CS). The transcript has 5 exons. Gene Ontology annotation, molecular function: ATP binding; glutamate 5-kinase activity; glutamate-5-semialdehyde dehydrogenase (NADP+) activity. Bases 291 to 2636 code for a protein of 781 amino acids. The record is from RefSeq and is a predicted model, not a curated record. Gene Ontology annotation, cellular component: cytoplasm; mitochondrion. NCBI's taxonomy places the organism in Eukaryota, Metazoa, Arthropoda, Insecta, Hymenoptera, Braconidae.